AUGCUAUCGCCGCUACCAUUUGCGGCGGACGAAGAUUCCAAUGGAAGGUGGCCGCAAUUCCCAAUCAACAACGAACUAUUCGAUUCACGUUCAACAUUUGAUCAUCUUCCUCCGUUUCAAGCGGCCCAGAACAUCCGAAAGCAGUCACUUCGAUCACUCGCCAUUCCCCCCGCCAGGAUGCACCACCUUCAAAAUCCUCCGACAAACAGAGGAGGAACGAGCCACAUUUUUUACAAGACUCGCCCUUGUGCUAAAUUCAAAAUGGGCACCUGUAGGAACGGCGAGAAUUGCAAUUUUGCUCAUGGCGAAGAGGACAUGAGGCAGCCACCACCAAAUUGGCAGGCACUUGUUGGUUUGCGCGAUGAAGAACGGCCGUCUGGAAACUGGGACGAUGACCAAAAAAUCAUACAUAAGAUGAAGCUGUGCAAGAAGUAUUACAAUGGUGAGGAAUGUCCUUAUGGUGAAAGGUGCAAUUUUCUUCAUGAAGACCCGUCCAAGUUCAGGGAUGAUGCAGGGAGGAGCAGGGAGAGCUCAGCUAUAAGCCUUGUGGCUAAUGUCUCCAAGUCGCACUUGAAUGGCCCUAAUAAUUCAGACAAUAAUAAGACUGUCAACUCUGGUUGUGAUGGUUUUAGAACAAAUGGGAAGGCUCCUUUCUGGAAGACCAAGUUAUGUAGCAAGUGGGAGACAACAGGACAGUGCCCUUUCGGCGAUAAAUGUCAUUUUGCUCAUGGACAAGCAGAGUUACAAGCGCCUUGUGGACGCGGUGAAGCAGAAGCUAUAGGAGCACAAUCAAUUCCAAUAAAUGAUAUAACUCCUAUAAACACUGCAAGUAUACUUGAUUCAAAAGAAGAGGAGCAGAACAAGAAGAAUUUGCUGAAGUGGAAAAUAAAUAAGAAGGUCAAUCGAAUUUAUGGUGAUUGGCUCGAUGAUUUUCCAUUUCCAAGGUAGGUAGUGGGAUAGCUAGAGUUUGAAUCUUGGAAAGUUUGCUUUCCGUGAAAUUUUGAUAAUAUGGGGUCACUUAUGCUUGGUGAUCACUUCAUUGGUUUAUUUAUUUUCUUCUUUUUUUAUGGGUUUCGAUAGUUAAUUUUUUGUUCAAAAGGGUCCAUUGUAUUUCUAAUGGGUUGAGAUGAUUCUCCAAGUUUUAAGGGCAUGCUCUGAACAAAUCAUGUAUUCAAUUUCUAUUUUAUAUAUGAAAAUAUGAU
This is a messenger RNA of Prosopis cineraria, 1202 nucleotides long. Its product is annotated as zinc finger CCCH domain-containing protein 39-like. Gene Ontology annotation, molecular function: mRNA binding; metal ion binding. NCBI's taxonomy places the organism in Eukaryota, Viridiplantae, Streptophyta, Magnoliopsida, Fabales, Fabaceae. The record is from RefSeq and is a predicted model, not a curated record.